CGGGAAAGGACGCACCGCUGGGGAUCGCGGAGAGAAUAUGGGGAAGGACCAGGAGCUGCUAGAAGCUGCUCGCACUGGAAAUGUGGCUCUGGUGGAGAAACUCCUGUCUGGCAGGAAAGGAGGGAUCCUGGGCGGUGGAUCCGGACCCCUGCCCCUGUCUAAUUUGCUAAGCAUCUGGAGAGGCCCCAAUGUGAACUGCACAGACAGUUCGGGUUACACUGCUUUACACCAUGCAGCCUUAAAUGGACAUAAGGACAUAGUUCUUAAACUACUUCAAUAUGAGGCUUCAACAAAUGUAGCAGACAACAAAGGUUAUUUUCCUAUUCACCUGGCAGCCUGGAAAGGUGAUGUUGAAAUUGUGAAGAUUCUUAUUCAUCAUGGACCAUCACAUUCCAGAGUCAAUGAACAGAACAAUGAGAAUGAAACUGCCCUGCAUUGUGCUGCUCAGUAUGGGCACUCAGAGGUGGUGGCUGUUCUCCUGGAAGAGCUCACUGACCCAACCAUCAGGAACAGCAAGCUCGAAACACCGCUUGACCUGGCAGCGCUUUAUGGGCGCCUUCGAGUGGUCAAAAUGAUCAUCAGCGCUCACCCCAGCCUUAUGAGUUGCAACACCCGCAAGCAUACCCCUCUCCACCUGGCCGCGCGGAAUGGGCACAAAGCUGUGGUUCAGGUGCUAUUGGAAGCAGGAAUGGAUGUGAGCUGUCAGACAGAAAAAGGGAGCGCCCUUCAUGAAGCAGCUCUAUUUGGAAAGGUGGAUGUUGUGAGGGUUCUAUUAGAAACAGGAAUUGAUGCCAACAUAACGGAUAGCUUAGGUAGAACAGUCUUGGACAUUUUGAAAGAACAUCCAUCUCAGAAAUCUCUCCAGAUUGCAACACUCUUACAAGAACAUUUAGAAGGCAUGGGAAGAGCCACUGUUCUUGAAGAGCCUAUCCAGGAAGAUGCAGCACCAGAGACGCUGGUUUCAUCUCCCGUUGAAUCACCUUCCCAAAAUGUCAAAAGUGAAACUGUGACUGGGGAACUAUCGAAACUAUUGGAUGAAAUAAAGCUCUGCCAAGAAAAAGAUUUUUCUUUCGAAGAUUUGUGCCAUACAAUAUCAGACCACUACUUAGAUAAUUUGAGCAAGAUGUCAGAGGAAGAACUUGGGAAAAAUGGAAGCCAGAGUGUAAGAACUUCAUCUACAAUAAAUUUGUCACCAGGAGAAGUGGAAGAAGAAGAUGAUGAAAACUCUUGUGGGCCUUCAGGACUCUGGGAAGCCUUAACUCCUUGUAAUGGAUGUAGAAACCUGGGUUUUCCCAUUCUUGCACAGGAGUCCUAUCCAAAGAAGAGGACGUACACUAUGGAAAUUGUACCAUCUGCUUCUCUGGAUACAUUUCCUUCAGAAAAUGAGAAUUUUCUAGGUGAACUCAUGGACAUAGCAGUUACAAAGAAACCAUGUUCCUUAGAAAUUGCAAGGGCCCCCUCACCAAGAACAGAUAACACCUGUGAGGUAGCAAAUACUGCUCCAGGAAUUAGUAACCAUAGAAACAGUUCAACAGGCCCAACACCUGACUGCUCACCUCCAUCCCCGGACACUGCCCUCAAAAAUAUUGUAAAGGUAAUUCGACCCCAGCCUAAACAACGAACAUCUAUUGUAUCUUCUUUGGAUUUUCAUCGAAUGAAUCACAACCAAGAAUAUUUUGAAAUCAGUACAUCUCCAGGAUAUAUAAGCUUUCCUUCCAGCCCUCCUGUCAGCCCACCCACCUCUUCUACAGAAAUCACAGAAGUCAAGAAAGAUGAACUUGGCCAUACAGAUGACAUUUCUCAACGAGAGGACAAUGAUCUGCCCAGUGAAUAUGAUCCAGGGCAAUUUGCAGGCCUUCUGCAUGGAUCUUCUCCAGCUUGUGAAUUCCCUGAAAACCCAUUUCAUCUCUAUGGAAAAGAAGAACAUGGAGAGGGACAAGAAAAAAUUAUCUUGGCUAAUAGUCCUUUACCUUUCAAGCAAUCUCCAGUAGAAAAUAAUUCAGAACCUUUAGUAAAGAAAAUUAAACCCAAAGUUGUCAGUAGAACAAUUUUUCACAAAAAAAGCAACCAGCUUGAAAACCAUACCUUUAUUGGCUCCAGAACAAGUAGGAGUGGGUCCCAUGAUGGGGACCAAUGGAUGAUGAACACGGGGGUAUUUGUGGAGAGAGCCUGUACCCUUGGAAGAAUAAGGUCGCUACCAAAAGCCCUAAUUGACAUGCAUUUAUCCAAAAAUGUCUCCAAAUCAGAUUCUGAUCUCAUUGCCUACCCUUCAAGUGAGAAAGCAUCAAGAGUUAACUGGAGUGAAUCUUCAACUGUGGAAUACAGUUCUAAAGGGAAUUCUGAAAGAACACCAUCUUUCACUUCUGAGUGGGAAGAGAUUGAUAAAAUAAUGAACUCCAUAGAUGUUGGAAUUAACAGUGAACUUCAGGAAAUGAAUGGUGAGACAAGACCCAGAUGCCCUGUUCAAACAGUGGGACAAUGGUUGGAAAGCAUUGGGCUACCUCAGUACGAGAACCACCUGAUGGCUAAUGGAUUUGACAAUGUGCAGUUUAUGGGAAGCAAUGUUAUGGAAGAUCAGGAUUUGUUGGAAAUUGGGAUUCUUAAUUCUGGGCAUAGACAAAGAAUUCUACAAGCAAUCCAGCUCCUUCCAAAGAUGAGACCUGUCGGCCACGAUGGCUACCAUCCCACUUCUGUUGCUGAAUGGCUGGAUUCCAUUGAACUAGGUGACUACACCAAAGCCUUUCUUAUUAAUGGCUACACAUCAAUGGACCUGUUGAAAAAAAUCUGGGAGGUUGAACUUAUCAAUGUUCUAAAAAUCAGUUUGAUUGGCCACAGGAAACGUAUUUUGGCAUCUCUGGGAGACAGGCUACACGAGGACCCUCCCCAGAAGCCCCCACGCUCCAUCACCCUCAGGGAACCCAGUGGUAAUCACACUCCUCCUCAGUUGUCUCCAUCACUUAGCCAAAGCACUUACACCACUGGUGGCUCCCUAGACGUUCCUCACAUUAUCAUGCAGGGCGAUGCAAGGAGAAGACGAAAUGAAAACUACUUUGAUGAUAUUCCCCGAUCAAAACUGGAGAGGCAAAUGGCUCAGUCCUCUGUCUGUGAGAUAUGGACGAAUCAGAACGCUGGAUUUCCUUUCUCAGCCAUUCAUCAGGUUCAUAAUACAGGAGACUGGGGAGAACCUUCUAUCACUUUGCGACCCCCAAAUGAAGCAACCGCCUCCACUCCAGUGCAGUACUGGCAGCAUCACCCAGAAAAGCUCAUCUUCCAGUCUUGUGAUUACAAAGCUUUUUAUUUAGGUUCUAUGCUGAUAAAAGAGCUCAGGGGGACAGAAUCAACCCAAGAUGCCUGUGCGAAAAUGCGGGCUAACUGUCAGAAGUCUACAGAGCAAAUGAAGAAGGUCCCUACAAUUAUUCUUUCAGUCUCUUAUAAAGGAGUUAAAUUUAUUGAUGCAACAAAUAAGAAUAUAAUUGCCGAGCAUGAAAUUCGCAAUAUCUCCUGUGCUGCCCAGGACCCAGAAGAUCUCUCCACAUUUGCUUAUAUCACAAAAGAUUUGAAGUCCAAUCACCAUUACUGUCAUGUGUUUACUGCCUUCGAUGUGAACUUAGCAUAUGAAAUCAUCCUAACGCUGGGCCAGGCCUUCGAAGUCGCUUACCAGCUGGCCCUCCAAGCCAGGAAGGGGGGGCAUUCCUCCACGCUCCCCGAAAGCUUUGAAAACAAACCCUCCAAGCCCAUCCCCAAGCCUCGCGUUAGCAUCCGCAAGUCCGUGAUCGACCCAUCUGAGCAAAAGACUCUGGCCAACCUGCCGUGGAUUGUGGAGCCGGGGCAAGACAAUAAGAGGGGCAUUAAUACCAAGUAUGAAACCACGAUUUUCUGAUCCUCGCCGGCCCGUCUUCGUGGUGCCUUGCACGCCCACAGUCCUGGGCAGGCUUUCCUGGGUGCCUCCGCUCCCGCUGGCCCAGGAGGGACCCUGCUCUCUGUUGGGGUGGCCUUCUCACAGUCCACAGGCCGCCAACCGCUCCUGGGAAGUUCUUGCUCCCCUUCCCCGCCCCCUCCCCACGGCAAGAAGCAUCACCCCUGUGGGACACGAGGUGAUGUUUGUUUUAUUUUAUUUUUUAUGGACUCUCCCAGCCUCCUCUCCUUGCCACUAUCCCCAAGGUCUAGCUAACGACUCUGCCCCAGUACCACUCACUCCACUGUAUUUGGGGUACCUUUAAAAAUAACAACACUAAAGUGCAGGGGAUCUCUAAUACUGCCUAGAAGUCUAAAAGCAAUCUUGGGUUUAUUUUUUUCACUGUCCGCAGUUUUAAAGGUAGAUUCAGAACAGAACUACCCCCACAAAGCUGUAAAAUCAUCCUCUUGCUGAGUAUGAUUCCAUGCAAAAGGACAGAGAAUUAAAACACAGUCCUAACCCUGUGGUAGCCAGGCAAUCCUGCCUCCCAAUUUCUAUAUUUGUGGAUUUUAUAUGUCAUCAGUUAACCUUUACAGAUAGGGAUUGACUCAAAAGUGGAGAAUGAUUUAAAACAAUUUAUUAUAUGCACAGAAAAAAAUUGUCUUGUACUAAACAUUUUUCUUAAAAAGUUUCAUUCAUGCAUUGAUAGGCAAAGUAAGUUCAUUGUGAAGGUUGUUUAUGGUUUCAUUUCAAAUAACUAAAUUUUUACUAUCAAGAGGACUGGCUUUGCCAUGGAGCGCUUGCACUGGAUUCUGGGGCUCAGCCCAGUGCUGGGUUCUGGGGCUCAGCCCCCACCUAACUCGGGCAAACCAAGUGCUGAGGGGCCCAGGCCGCCAAGAUUGGUGGUUUAAUCUUCACAGCAUUUUAAAGAACAUGUUAAAAAAUAAAUAAAUUUAGGGCUUCUUGCUGUCAAGAUUUCUGCCAUGGAAACCUUGUUUGAGAAAGAUGUUCAUAAAACUAUUGUAAAAACUUUUGUAGAAAAAAUAAAUAUAAAAAAGAUGAAAUUCCAAAGUAAUAAAAUUUUCUUGAAACAAACACAAAUACAUAAAUGUUUGCUUACUAUUUGAUUACAUAAAAUUUACAUUUCUUUAAGGUAUUUUAAUUUUUUAAUGUCUCUGUGGAGUAUUUGUAUGAUACCAUAAUGUAUAUUUAUGUAGAAUCAAAUUAUAUAAACAGUACCAAUAUCAUUAUAGAGAAAAAUUAACAUUUUAAUGUAUAUUGUGAAUCAUUUUGAAGUUCAUUAUAACUAUAUUGAUAAAUUGUGGGAUUGUCUUAAUGUUUUUUUAAUUAACCAGUAUUAUUUUAAACCUAACUGGGGCGAUCAGUUACGUUCAUCAGUUGGUGAGUUUGGAAGGAUAACUAAAUUUUAUCUCAAACUGACAAAUGUAUAUGGAUUUAGUUCAGUGUUAAAGAAUUUUAAUACAAUAUUAAAUUACUUGAACUGAAUAGUUCCUUGUAUAUAUUUUGCCUAUUCACUGUUGAUAUGUAUGUAGUAAACUGAGAGUAAACACUACAAUAUGGUACCCAAAGGAAAUUGUAUAGGAGCAAAGUGAAAAGGAGCUUUGCUGAAACAGAAACAAAAUGUGUAAAUAUGCUUGGGCUUCCAGUUAUAAAUUUUGUAAUUUUUGUCAUUAUUUAUAUCCUAUUAAAAAAAGCACACAAAAUAAAACAUAAAUUGUACAGCCA
This is a messenger RNA of Suncus etruscus (white-toothed pygmy shrew), 5641 nucleotides long. It is a transcript of the gene ANKS1B, whose product is annotated as ankyrin repeat and sterile alpha motif domain containing 1B. Lineage: Eukaryota; Metazoa; Chordata; Mammalia; Eulipotyphla; Soricidae. Gene Ontology annotation, cellular component: cytosol. Gene Ontology annotation, molecular function: protein binding. The record is from RefSeq and is a predicted model, not a curated record.